This is a messenger RNA of Teleopsis dalmanni, 2630 nucleotides long. Its product is annotated as general vesicular transport factor p115-like. Gene Ontology annotation, molecular function: protein binding. The transcript has a single exon. Gene Ontology annotation, biological process: intracellular protein transport; endoplasmic reticulum to Golgi vesicle-mediated transport; vesicle fusion with Golgi apparatus. The record is from RefSeq and is a predicted model, not a curated record. Lineage: Eukaryota; Metazoa; Arthropoda; Insecta; Diptera; Diopsidae. Gene Ontology annotation, cellular component: Golgi stack; ER to Golgi transport vesicle membrane; cytoplasm. The coding region runs from base 51 to 2498 and encodes 815 amino acids.
UUUUAGCAUGUUAAUAAUUUCUGGUAUAAUACAUAGGCGAAAAUAUUUUAAUGAAUUUUUUUAAAACUGGUAUUAAGUCUGUUUUGGGAUCUGCAGAUAAUGAUCAAGCCCCAACUGCUCCAGAAACAGUGGAAAAACUUGUGGAUCGGUUAUUACAUUCAGUUUUAUUAGAUGACAGACGCGAUGCAUGCAAGGCGUUAAGGGCUCUCUCUAGAGAGUAUCGCGUUGAGGUUGGUGCUCAAGGUAUGACAGCAAUUAUUCAAAUACUGCGAAAUGAUUAUCAGGAUUCUGAAAUUGUAAGUUAUUCAUUGGAUACACUUUGUAACGUGGUAACAUGUGAAGAGUAUGAAAAUGAAUGUGAUAGAAGUCAAAUAUCUGCAAGCAUUGGUGAACAGUUUACAGAAAUGUUUAUUAAGGUUCCGGAAAAUGUUGGUUUAAUAAUGGAUUGUUUAGAAACAUACGACUUUAAAGUACGAAGAGGAGCCAUCCAUCUGUUAACAAUGCUUAUAUCAAAUAGAACACGCGAUUUACAAAACAUAAUCUUAGUCAAUCCUUUAGGAAUUUCAAAGUUAAUGGAUUUGCUUAAGGACAGUCGCGAAGCAAUAAGGAAUGAUGCACUUUUACUUUUGAUUCAACUAACUAACAGUAACACUAAUAUUCAGAAAAUUGUUACAUUUGAAAAUGCGUAUGAUAAAAUAUUUCAAAUAAUUCAUGAUGAGGGACGUUCAGAUGGUGGUAUUAUAGUAGAAGAUUGUCUAAUACUUCUUUUAAAUUUACUUAAAAAUAAUUCCAGCAAUCAACAAUUUUUUAAAGAAGGUUCAUACAUUCAAAAACUAGCAGAAAUGUUUGUUUUUUCAUUAACAGCAGAUAGUUGGACUCCCCAAAAAGUUUCAAAUGUUCACUGCAUGCUUCAAGUUGUAAGAACUUUGGUAAGUCCCAAUAAUCAGCAAAUAAUGAUUUGUGCAUGCCAAAAUGUAAUGCGACAAUCCAAAUUGUUGAACUCGCUUUGUAUAAUCCUGAUGAGUAGUGGUAUACCAGCAGAUAUUUUAACUGAAACAAUCAAUACUAUUGGAGAGGUAAUUAGAGCUAAUAUUGAAAAUCAAAACGAUUUUGAUAUGGUUGUGGCACCUAGUAUGCCGCCACGUCCUGCUUUGGUAGUCUUAUUAAUGACAAUGAUAAAUGAAAAACAGCUUUUAUCAUUGCGUUGUGCUGUUCUUUAUUGUGUGCAAUGCUAUUUAUAUCGAAAUGAUUAUGGAAAGAAAACUGUAAUUCAAACGUUAUUACCGUCAUCAACACUCGACAAUCUCAGACUUUCCACAGGUCAACUCUUAUGUACUGGACUAUUUUCUUCUAAUGCUUUAGCGAAUUGGUUCUCUGCUGUUGCGUUGAUGCAUACAUUAGUUGAUAAUAUUAAACAGAAAGAAGAAUUAUUAAGAGUUCUGUUAGCCUCACCAAAUGGAUCUAAGCCAAUGACUUUAUUAGAUCAGUGCACUACAUUGCUUCAACAAGAAGGUUGCAAAUUACAGAGUAAACUAGGUAUUAUUAUGCUACUAAGUACUUGGCUAGCCUAUUGCCCUGUUGCGGUCAAAGCAUUUAUAAGUAGCGAAGGUACUAUGGCUUUUAUAAUUGCACAAAUAAGCGCUAAUGAACAUGGUGAAGAAGAGUAUUUAGUGCAAGGCAGUUGUGCAUUCUUAAUGGGUCUCUGCAUCCAAUUCAAUGACAAUACCAUUCCAUCUCAAACGAGUAAAGAUAUCUGCCAGUUAAUUGGUAAACGCAUUGGUCAGGAAACAUUUUGCUGCAAAAUAACUGAAGUAUCACAUCACAAAGCUUAUGUUAAAGCAUGCAAAGAAAUGUAUAUACGUGUUAAAAGUUCAUCUGACGUGUUUUUAGAUUAUGAAUAUUGUAAAUUGUAUAAGUCUUUAGAAACUCAAAUAAUUAAAUUAAUUAAUAAUAUAGAUUUGAACACCGAAGAAUUAUCGGAACUUUCAUUAACUACGGAUUCUAUUUUACUUGUGACUCAAUAUAAAAAUAUUAUCAGAGGCCUAGGCAAUGAAAUUGAUUCCUUAAAAGAAAAUGUAAAACUUCUUGAAGUAAAAAAUACAGAACUGGAAAAUGAACUUCUUAAAUUGAAAGAAAAAAAUGUGCAUUUAUCGGAUUAUAAUACGUUGUUAAAAGCACAAGUUUUAUCAACGCAACAUGUUCAAUCAGUACAGGGUAACAAUUUAAUGCACUUAAAUGAAGAUCAGAAUAAUUCGGAUUCUGUCGGUGAUGCUAAUGAUAAAAAUACUAAAGAAAUAUUACUUAAUCGUUUAGCGGAUGAGACACUUCGUGCAAAAAUUGCAAAUGAUGAAUUAGUGAAACUACGAACAGAUCAAGAAAAUUUAUUUAUGCUCUUAUUAGAUCAAGAUAAUAAGAUAGCAAUGUAUAAACGACAAAUAUACGAAGCUGGUUUAAGUAUAUUAGAAGAUUCUGGAACAGAUGAUUUGAGAAACGAGUAAUGUUGUAAUUCAGUUUUAACUACCAAUGUUAACACAUCUAAACAAUGUAUUUUUUAUAAAUAUAAAAACAGUAUAUGAAAACUUAAAACAGUUUCAGUGGGAUUAAACGGCUAAUAAAAGAAAAAAAAAUGA